Molecule: messenger RNA, 1106 nt
Organism: Cyprinus carpio (common carp)
Lineage: Eukaryota; Metazoa; Chordata; Actinopteri; Cypriniformes; Cyprinidae
Product: protein shisa-5-like
Exons: 3
Coding region: 545-973 (142 amino acids)
Source: RefSeq, a predicted model, not a curated record
AGUCAAACUAGCUGACAAAAUUGAUCUGAAUGAUUUGUUCAUAAAUCUGAUUCAAGAACCAUCUCCAAUGUCAGAAUCGAGACUUGAAGUACUAAUAAAAUAAGGCUAAAUGUAAAUUAUGUGUAUUCUUUGUAAGAACUGAUUGACGAUAGCACACACAGGCCUAUAUCUGCAAGAUGUCUGUUAAAGAUCACUUGAUCUGGAAAGCAUCUGCUGUGUACAAACAUCUGUUAAAAGUCAGUUUUACAUAAGUUUUAAAUCAUAAACAUCUUAAAGACAUUUUCUAAAUGUCUACUUGAUUGGAAACAUUCUAUUAAUAUAUUGUAGAUGAGCAAAAACUCUAAUGAAUACGUCUCGCAGAUCUAAAUGAAGACGCCAAAUAAAUUCUGGUAAACCAACACUUCCAGGAGUGCAAAUUGGUCCAGUGCUUAGCUUGUUAUUCAAAGACUGAAGUUAUUCAAAAGCUUAAACAUGCAAUUUCUAAAGUUUCUAAUGAUUAUUUUCCCUAAUCUGUCCAGAAGCAAAACCUUGAAAUAUUCAAGUCAUGCAUCCAAUGGAAGACAUUGUGCCCAUGAUAGUGUUUUUCGCAGUAGCUGUUUUUGCGUUGAUCAUCUUCUACUGCCUGGUGAAAAGAUUAAUGAGACAUGCACAGCAUGUGCAAUCAAGAACUACAGUCACGACUACACAUCACCCACAAUACUCUCAUCACCAGCCUCUGGCUAAUAAUCUACAGCCAGCUUAUGGGGGGCAUCACAUUCUGACUGGACCAUAUCAGCAAACGUAUGUCCCGGGACCACCACCCACAUAUCAGGAGGCUGGUCUGUUUCCUGCUCCCGUCAGCCAGGCUGCAUAUGACGGUGGUCAGAUCAUGUAUCCUCUACAAGCACCGGUUCAACCAGCGCUUCCCACAGACUACACCUCACCUCAAGCACCACACAACCCUGCUUAUGUGGAAUCACCCAAGACCAGUUAGCCACGCCCCCAAAAUGCCCAGCUAUCAAUGCGGGAUCACAGAGAAUUGUUAGUUUCCACACUGCUUUGCCUUUGUGAACUGUGCAACUACUACAGACUCUGAUAAGACUGUGUUGAGAAUAAAAGUAUUACUG